Pseudocercospora fijiensis CIRAD86 is the source of this 1089-nucleotide messenger RNA. RefSeq lists its product as uncharacterized. The annotation marks the transcript as partial. Gene Ontology annotation, molecular function: NAD+ binding. The transcript has 2 exons. The record is from RefSeq and is a predicted model, not a curated record. Lineage: Eukaryota; Fungi; Ascomycota; Dothideomycetes; Mycosphaerellales; Mycosphaerellaceae.
AUGCCGCUGAUGCGUAUACCUUACACGGCGCCUCUGCCUAGUCCUACAAUAUUGCCUGCAACUGCAUCGUCAAUUGACGGCGCAGUGGAAGCGCUCCAAAAUUUCCUCUCACGCAACGUCGACAGAACCGCGGGUGGCAAGACAUUGAUCCUUUCUGGAGCUGGGAUUUCAGUCGCCUCUGGACUAGCAGACUAUCGAGGCAGCCAGGGAACAUACACAUUGAACAAGACCUACCGGCCAAUCUACUUCCACGAAUUCACAGCCAGCCACGAGGCACGAAAGCGGUAUUGGGCACGUUCUUUUCUAGGCUGGACGACGUUACACCGGAGCACACCCAAUGCCGCACACCAUGCCGUUGGACGGCUAGGAAACCUUGGCUAUGUCGGGAAAGUAAUAACACAGAACGUUGACUCCUUUCACCAAAAGGCACACCCUAACUUGUCCAGCCUCGAGCUGCACGGAUAUCUACGCAGUACCGUCUGUUUGACAUGUCGGACCGAGUAUGAUCGGGGCCACUUCCAACAAGACUUAUCUCGUAUGAAUCCGCAAUGGGCAUCAUUUCUCGCAGAAAUGCUGGAGAGCGGUGCUCUGAGCACCGAACAUCCCUCCGAGAGGCGGCUGCUCGGACUCAAGACGAAUCCAGACGGUGACGUGGAUGUUCCUGGUGUUGAAUACAGCAGUUUCAGAUAUCCGCCCUGUCCGAAGUGUCUCAACGAUACAGCUUUGGCCAAAGCAGGCAAGAUGGUCAUCACAGACGAUGACGGGGCUUGGGCGGCAGGAAGCAAUGCGGGAGUUCUCAAACCAGCUGUGAUCAUGUUUGGAGAAUCAAUCUCCAAUCCUGUCAAAGUGGCGGUGGAAUCCGCUAUCGAUCAUUCGAGCAGUAUGCUCAUACUCGGCUCUUCCUUGGCGACAUACUCAGCCUGGCGAUUAGUGAAGAGAGCGAAAGAGCAGGGCAAAGCAAUUGCUGCCGUGAACAUAGGCGGCCUCAGAGGCGAGGAGCAGUUCUUCGCCGACGUGGCAGCAGAUGGUGACGGGGCCGAUGGCGUCAGAUGUAGCUUGCCGUUGGAACAGGUCCUACCAGCGCUCGUA